Molecule: messenger RNA, 1971 nt
Organism: Owenia fusiformis
Lineage: Eukaryota; Metazoa; Annelida; Polychaeta; Sabellida; Oweniidae
Source: the annotation of a GenBank genome assembly
ACUACACAAGGAAUACUCCCCUGAUUAUAAACAAUAAUUAGAUGUGCAAUUUUUAGAGCGAGCCGGAUUAUUUGAAUAAAUACCACUUCGCCAAAAACCGGCAAUGUUCGCACAUUGAACUUCUCCCAAAAUCUAGAAACUUCACAUGUGAAAUUUGAAAAUUUUGCUCAUAAUUUGAGCUAUAUCUCACAAAGGAAAUCAAGUUGAAGGUAAAUUUUCACAAUGGACCAGGCCCAGUUGACAUUGUUGAAAGGAUUCACUGAGCUAUGCAAGAAGAACCCUUCAAUCUUACAUCUCCCACAGUUGGCCUUCUUCAAAGAAUGGAUAGAAAGCCUUGGUGCAGAGGUGCCAGCCCCAAACACAUCAUUUGAUGCUCCACCUCCAACAGAAGAGCAACCAAAACCAGCUCCUGCCCCAAAACGAGAGCCUACCCCAGAACCUGAGAGUGAGGAAAGUGACAUUGACAUAGACAAUGAGGGAGUUAUAGAGGGAGACACUGAUGUUAACCAGGAAAUGGGCGAUGAGAACCUUGAGGUUACAGAUGAGAUGAUGGAGCAAUCUGCUGCUAAACGUGGUGAAGCUAUGGAAGCUGUCAGUGAUGGGCGACUUGAGGAUGCUAUUGGCUUAUUUACUGAAGCAAUCAAGUUGAAUCCCCACUCAGGUCUGCUUUAUGCUAAACGUGCAAGCGUGUUUAUUAGACUCCAGAAGCCUAAUGCAGCCAUCAGAGAUUGUGACAAAGCAAUCUUACUGAAUCCCGACUCAGCACCUCCUCAUAAAUGGAAGGGAAAGGCUAAUAGAUUACUUGGAAAAUGGGAAGAGGCAGCAAAGGAUCUCAGUAAAGCCUGCCAACUUGAUUAUGAUGAUGAUGCCAAUGAAAUGCUGAAGGAAAUUAUGCCAAGGGCUAAGAAGAUUCAAGAACAUAAGAGGAAACAGGAACGUCGUAGAGAGGACAAAGAAUUGAGGGAACGAAAGGAAAGGAUCAGGAAAGCCCAGGAAGAGAAUGAUAGAGCCAGGAAGGAGGCUGAUGAGAGAGAGAAAGCUGAGGCAGAGGCAGGAGGAAUGCCUGGAGGGUUCCCAGGGGGAUUCCCCGGGGGAAUGCCUGGGGGAUUCCCAGGAGGAAUGCCUGGUGGUGCCCCAGGAGGAUUCCAUGGAGGAGCAGAAGGUGCAGGUGCAGGUGGGAUGCCUGGUGGCUUAGACUUUAGCCAGUUACUUAGUGACCCAGACAUACUGCAAGCAUUCCAGGACCCCGAAGUUGCGGCAGCAUUCGCAGAUAUUAGUAAAAACCCAGCGAAUAUGGCCAAAUACAAGGACCAGCCCAAGAUCCAGGAAUUCAUGCAGAAACUGAUGGGCAAAUUUGGUGGGGGAGGUGGAGGGGGUGGCUUCCCAGGAUGCCCUGCUUUUGGUAAAGACCAAGAGGAACCCCAGGUUGACUGAGAUAAACCCUCACAUGAUGUAAAUGAUGGUCAUUAAAUGAAUAUUAAAUGAAAUGAUAUACAAUUAGAGCAAUUCAAUCACAGAUGCCAUAACUGAAAUUUUACAACAGAUGCCUAAACUAUUGAUGCCAUUUUACAAAGAAUAAUGGGACUCAUUCACAUUAAUGGGAUACAGAAUAAUGGAACUUAUAUUGUUUAUCUUGGAAAUCAUAUAUUAAGCUUAAAAACAGUUACGCUUCAAUAAACAAGAGUAGCUUGGUGCACGCUGCUAAUGAAAGCUAUGAACCAUAGGAUAUGAAAAAUUGGAUGUUUGGAUACUUGUGUGAAAAUGGGAUACUAAACUGUGGGAAAUGAAAAAGAGGGAGACUGAACGAUUGGAUAUGAUUCCAUCAGUUUUGUGAUACUACACCUUUGAAGUGAUUGUUUAUUUUGCCAAAUGUUUAUCAUACAUGUGUUGUAUUUUGUUACGUACUGUAGUGGAAACGUAUUUUUAAACCAGAAUUAAUCUUUACAAGUGAAGAUUUUCUCAGGAUUCAUU